Messenger RNA from Erinaceus europaeus (western European hedgehog), 1606 nucleotides. RefSeq names its product TIMELESS interacting protein (gene TIPIN). Gene Ontology annotation, molecular function: DNA binding. The record is from RefSeq and is a predicted model, not a curated record. Lineage: Eukaryota; Metazoa; Chordata; Mammalia; Eulipotyphla; Erinaceidae. Gene Ontology annotation, cellular component: nucleus; replication fork protection complex. Bases 325 to 1128 code for a protein of 267 amino acids. Gene Ontology annotation, biological process: replication fork processing; DNA replication checkpoint signaling; replication fork arrest. The transcript is spliced from 9 exons.
GAAGCCCCGCCCCCGCGCGACGCGCAAAUCUGCCGUCAAAGUUCGACGCUCUUGUUUGUCGCGGCCAGCGCCGGAGUCUCGCGAGAUGCGGAGCUUGGCUGCGGAGACUGGGGCGGCGGGCAGCUGAGCUUCCCGGACUGUUGCUCACCUGGUCGUGCCAGCGGAUGAAGAACCAUCAGCUCAGUGACACGGGUGACACGGCGGCUGGGACCAUGUCGUGGGCCUCACCUGCAGACGGCUGCUGAGUGAGGAGAGGGAUAUCGGUUGACCCUUCUCUGCAUCUAAGUCGAGUUAUUGCUGAACCCUGACACGCUCUCCCAGUGAAUGGACUAUGAGCACUUGGACUUGGACGACGGGCCUUUCGCCCCUUUGCCCCCUCCGGCCUCGCCGGGAGAAGCCGAACCCGAAGCUGAAGCGGAACCGGCUGCAGAGGCGAGAAGAGUUCCCGUCCCUGCGAGGAGAGCCGCUAAGCGGAGUGCCCCCCGGCUGGACGCCCAGAGGUUAAUUUCAGAAAGAGGGCUUCCAACACUAAGGCAUGUGUUUGAUAAAGCAAAGUUCAAAGGGAAAGGCCACGAGGCUGAAGACUUGAAGACACUGAUCAGACACAUGGAGCACUGGGCUCACCGGCUAUUCCCUAAGCUGCAGUUUGAAGAUUUUAUUGACAGAGUUGAAAGCCUGGGAAAUAAAAAGGAAGUCCAGACAUGCUUAAAACGGAUCCGACUUGAUCUCCCUAUUCUACAUGAAGAUUUUGUUGGCAGUAAUGAUGCAGCGGAGGACGACGAUGGCCACAACGCAUUCACGACCGGGUUCGAUCCUUUUUUGACAAGCUCCUCUGAAGCUGAGAGGUUUGCCUUCGAGCCAAAUAGAAGCGUGACAGAAGAGCAGCAGCAGCGGAUGGAGAGAAACAAGCAGCUGGCCUUGGAAAGGAGGCGGGCGAAGCUGCUGGCUCCCAGCCCGGUGCCGGGAACCGACUCCUCCGUGCUGACACCCACGGCUGCACAGGCGGUGAGUGCGGGUGAGGCCCCAGAGGAGAUGGGGCCUGAUGGACCUGACACAGACCUUCUGGACAGUGCUGCCCACGAGGAGGCCUCGCCCCCGGAGACGGCGCCGCUGGACCCGUCUCUGUGAAGUGCCACGCGGUCUCACCCAGAAAGGUUCCGGGGGCCCUUCAACUAGGAAAAUUCAGCUAACUGGCUGUUGUCCAAGCUUGGGGUCACAGUGCCCUUCAUCUCCUUUAUCUCGCAGGAGGGAGGGGUCUGGUGUAGCAGACUUCUGCAGGGUCUUAUUUCAGACACUUACAGCUACUUUAUAAACGUUAGCCUACUUGUACUAUUGAGAGCUAUGUCCUGAGAGUGACUAAUGGCGAAUCGCUUCUGCUGUGUGCUCCUUGCUUUGGGAGCUUUAGGAAGGAAGGGCAGGUCUGGGGAGAUAGCUCACCCGGGCAGUGUGCUGCUGCUAGUGUGUGUGUGAGACACACACACACACACACGUGUGCGGGUUCCAGCCCAGCCUCCGAAGCACUGGAGGAAGCCUCGGUGUGUGGGCUCCUUCACUCUCCCUGCCUCACUGUCUGUUUUUUAAAAGGAAAUAAAAUUCAUACAGAUGA